Molecule: messenger RNA, 19624 nt
Organism: Oryctolagus cuniculus (rabbit)
Lineage: Eukaryota; Metazoa; Chordata; Mammalia; Lagomorpha; Leporidae
Source: RefSeq, a predicted model, not a curated record
GCGCUGCUCCCGUGGAAACUGGAGCCUGCCUGGCCCGGAGCCGCCGAGACAGACCUCGCCCCGCCCUCGCCUCCCCCUCGCCUCCCCCUCUCCUCCCAGCUCUGUGAGGAAGCCCUGGCACCAUGUCUUCCGGAAGCUUCCUGGGCAUCCGUUGCCCCCUCCUUGGGGCUCCCAGACCAGGCCCCCAUGGAGCCCCUGGGGUGGACGGGAGGUCCCCAGAGGCCAGUGCUCCCUGAGCCGCUGGCCACUGUCGGACAGGUGGCCGUGUGCAGUGGAUCCCAGGAUUCCUCACGUGGCAGCCCCACGGGCUCCGUGCACACAGCACACACGAAUGCUCUCUCGCUGCCAUGCAGCCUGAGGCCAGCCUCAUCACACUCGCUCAGCACACCUGGCCCAGCCAGGUACACUGCAGAAGUAGGGGGGCGGCGAGGCAGCAGCCAGGUAGGGCCCCAGGCGGACACUGUCCCCGUCACCUCCUGCUGGGCUGAGCCCCCCACCGAGACUCCUGAGGUCAGUCCUAUGGUGACCCCUGUGUUGACACCUUGGCUCAUUCAUCAAAGCUCUUGUGUGUGCUGCAGGUGCCAGGCCCUGUGGGGGUGUUACCAUGCAUGUGGAGCCCGGGGGUGGGCUGGUGUGGACACAGAACCCAGUCCUGUCCAGCAGAGCCAGGGGGUGGGGCUCGCUCCACGUAUCACCACCCGUCCAUCCAUCAUCAUCAUCUAUCCCUGUGUAGAGAGAUCUCCCAUCUGCUGGUUCACUCCCCAGACGCCCUAACCCACUGGGACUGGCCCGGAGCCCAAGGAGCCAGCACUCCGUGGGGUCUCCCAUGUGAGUGCAGGGCCCAAGCACUUGGACCAUCACCUGCUGCCUCCCAGGGGCAUCAGUAGGGAGCUAGGUGGGCAGCGGGAGGCUGGUGCCUCAAUCUGAUUCUAGAACCUGGCGGAAGCGGACUGGCUGGGCGUGUACUCUUGGUUUGGGCGGCGUUCCACAGAGCUUGAGGCACUGAUCCCCGCUCAGUGCCCCCUCCUUACCGCACUUCGUGCCUGUCCUAUACCCACAUGACUUGGUGUUGCCCCCGUCUCUGCUUGUGCCAUGGUGCCAGGCCGGGUGCGAACCAGAGCCUCCCCAGAUGCAGGCAGUGGGAACCCAGAAUUCUGCAGGGCGAGUGGGUGACAGCGCCAGGGACCCCAGGCAGCUCUGUAUGCCCAGGCCCUGGGCCUUCACCUGGGCAGUCAGGGGAACUGCAGGGGGCAGCGGGAUAGCCACCUCCCACCCAGCAGGGACAGGGCCCAGGCUGGCCCAGCUGGGGGCCGCCUGCCCAUGGCAACCCUGGGUGUGUGCUGGGAGCCCCUCGGUUCAUUGUUGGGCCAGGCGAGACACAGGUGAGCAGAGCUGAGGCCGUGGACAUGGGAAUGUGAAGGUGUGACUUGACCUGAGUGUUUUAGCGUCAUCUCGGUUCUGGGGACUGGGUUACCACUUGCAGCUUGGACGCCCCAGGGGGCCCAGCUGCCGCAGCCACCCGGUUGCCCAGCCCUGGCUUCCUUGGUGCAGCUGCGUGCACCUGGCUCCGUGGGAAGCCGGAAGAGGAGGGUUUCUCAGGCUCUGCGGGGAAGUGGAGGGGAGGGUAGAGGAGGAGUGGGCAUGGGCGAAGCCCCCUCUGGCACAUGGACCCCGCGGAAGGAAUCCUCGCGUAUGCUGUGCUGGGAAUGCUCAGGCUGUGAGAUCAGAGCCAGGCCGUGGCGGGGGGCCUGGCGUGUUCACCAGCGGCUGGGCCAGGACACGGCCCAGCCUGGCAAAUCUGCCUGCCUGCUGUCCGGCUUGUGCGGGUCCACAGCCCUGGGCUGGCUGCUGUGAGCGUCACACACAUGCACACACAUGAUGCGGGGCCCAGAGUGAGGCCACCGAGUGGCUCCACAGGUGGCCAGGGCUCCAGUCCCCGCCAGUGUUCCUGAUAAGCCCGAGGUGUGUACGAAGCUGGACCCAUAGAGCCGAAGAGUGGUACUCGCAUCCAUGCGGUGGACACAAGGCCUUGGCCCCCAGCCCCUCCCUCUGGGCUCUUGGUGCAAAGCCCCAGUGUGGGGCCCCGGGAGACCCCGCCCCAAGAACAGCUCAGGGCCUGUGUGUGGCCAAGGGUCCCGACAGAUGGCCGGGAUUGUGAGCUGGGCACAGCAGCCAGGCAGGGCUAGAGGCUCUCGGAUCAGGCCCGGGCCCUCCCGUGCUAGGAGGCUGUGGGACACAGGGGUCCCCUUUGUCCUGGGGCUCUCCGAGGGGGACUGCAGCAGCCUGUGCAGGGCCAGGGCCAGGUACCACGGCCCUGCCGGGGCUGCCCCUCAUGGUGGACGUCUUCCAUGCGUGGUGCCCCGUGGGUCACAUGCACAGGGGGUCGCACACAUACUCCUGUGGGGGCUGGGGCCUGGCGCCCCACACUGAGGCCUCUUGCCCAGGUGCCCGGUUGAGCCAGGACUGGUUCCAGACUCAGAGCUGCAGAGACAAGAAGUGUCCUCUGUCCCCCGCCCCCUCCAGGGUCAGCGCAGGGCCAGGCAGUGGGCAGAGGCCGGAGGUGGCCCCAGAAGGAAAUGGUUGAAAUUUGCAGCCAGGGCAGGAAAUGGACAAAUCGUUGCGGAGGAGUCGGAAUGCCAGCUGGAAUGCUGCCCCCCGCUCCCCCCACAGGAGAUCCGAGCCGAGUCAGGAAGUGCUGGUGUCUUGGCCGGGGCAGCCGGCCCCUCUGGGUGGUGUCCACCCAGUGCCACCUCGAGGUAGGGGUGGGGCUGCACGCAGUGGAGGAGCUGGGAGCUGCGUGCUCCCCCCGGCACCCCCUCCUCUCCUCCUCCUCCCACCCUCUUCAGAUCUGGCCCCAUGCUCAGCCUCAGGGCCCAGCUCCUGGCGCAGCUCCCAAAUGGAUACCCUCGCUCCUCGUGCCUGCGCCCCUGCCCGGUUUUACAGCCCAGGCCCCUUGUACUGGGGCCGUGGGGCCAGAGCUGUGCUGCCCCCUCGGUGUGCCCAGCACACAAGCACUCAGGGACACGCUCAUGAGCUCUCUAGCUCAGUUUUCCCUUCUGUGAAAUGGGCGUAAAGACACAGCCGUCACCCUGACCCAGCCCGCUUGGGCUUGCCUGGCUCCUGUGGGCCUGCAGGUGUCCAGGCCAGGGUUGGCCCACACAGGAGCCCUUGGCCCCAGCCCUGAGAGGGGCCGGCUGUGAGGGUCACCCCAACAGUAAGGAUGCCCAUUGGGGCCCUCAGGGCCACCAAAGUCCCCCCGCCAUGUGUCCUUGUCCCAAGGCUGUGGUGAUGGGGACUCCCCAUCCUGAGCUGGGGUGGCUGGGGGCCUCAGGGUCACAGCGGGGGUCUGGGCCUGGGCUCCCAGGCUCCAGGAGCUGCUGCACGGUCAGCUGUGAGCUGAGGACGCGCUGAUUUUCAGCAUGAGCUGAUCGCCAGGCGCAGGGGGACGGCCUGUGACGUGCGGUGGCACAGGCAUCUGUGGGGACGGGGCUGUGGCCGUGCUCCACGUCCCCACUGUCCACCAGGACUGUGGCUUGCUGGGUCAAGGCUGGUCCCUGGCACUGUAUGCUGUGGCUUGGAGUGAGCUAGGCCGCGUGGAGACUGGUUUCUGGGGCACCAGAGACUGGGGGACUGAGCCGGGGGGUGGAGGCACUCUCAUCUUUGAGCCUCAGUUGCUACAUCUGUGAAACGGGCCCUCGAAGUCCAGCUGGAGGAACGUGCACCUGUGUAGCAGCAGAGCUGGGCUCCAGGCGGUGUCCCCAGCUGGCUGUGUGCUGGGUCUCCGACCCUUAGCUGGGGAAGACAUGGGCAUGAGGGGCGGGGUGGGGGAUCCUUGCUCUGCACACAACAGGUGCCUGAACGCGGCUGCGUACCUACUCACCUGUUCUGCACCUGCUCCGUAGCUGCUCCCCUGCUGCACACCUGCACACCUACUCACCUAUACCUGCUCCUCACCUGCACGCGUGCUCCACACCUCACACCUGCUCCUCAUCUCUGCACCUGCUCCUCACCUGCACACCUCCUCACCUGCUGAACUCCAAACCUGUGCACCUGCUCACCUGCACACCUGCUCCACUUGGGUGAGGGGGAGGGGGCCUGUCCCCCACCACCAGGGUCUGCAGGCCUGCAUGCCUGCCCCUCCCACCUGCACACGCCUUCACUGAUUCCCCAAGCAGGUUUGUCUCAACUGGUGACAGUCUUCUGGAAGCUUCUUCAAGUUGCCCCCACAUCAGAGGCCUGGAGCCCGGUGACCUCCCCCUCUGGCUGGGUGUGGGUGGUUCCGGGCGUUCCUGGGGUGGUGGCAGCUCUGUGGGGCUAUUUUGGGGCUGCCACCAGUCUCACCUGCCGGUGACUGGGACCUUCUCCGGCACUGCUGAGGGCGACCUCAUGCCCAAAUGACAGGGGUGCUGCCGGGGGGCCGAGCUCUCCCUCCAGAGACCCUGACAUGCUCGAGAGAGCCAGGAGCUCUGAGCAGCUGCCUGCUGUGCCCAGAGGGGUGGGCUCAGAGGUGGAGGGAGGGGUAGGGGCAGGCCCCACCCCACCCAGCCUGGAGGAACUUCAGGAGGCUGCCACUGCCUGGGGGCAGGGGAUUCAGCAGGGUCCAGGAGGCCUCUGGGCAGGGAAUCCCAUUCAGCCUGGGGAGUAGCAGGGCUGCAGCCUGGGCCCAGAGCAGAUGGAAGCUUUCAGCCCAAACCAGACAGAGACAGAGUGACAAUGACAGAGACUGACAGUGACGGAUAUGGAGAGAGAGACAGAGACAGAGAGACAGAUAUGGGAAUGGAGAGAGACAGCGACAGAGAGACAGAGAUGGAUAUGGAGACAGAGACAGAGAGACAGUGACAGACUGACGGAUAUGGAGAGAGACAGUGACAGAGUGACAGUGACAGAGAGACAGUGACAGAGAUGGAUAUGGACAGAGACAGAGACAGGGAUGGAUAUGGAGAGAGACAGAGACAGAGACAGGGAUGGAUAUGGAGAGAGACAGUGACAGAGUGACAGCGAUGGGAAUGGAGAGAGUGACAGAGUGACAGUGACAGAGACAGUGACAGAGAUAUGGAGAGAGACAGUGACAGAGUGACAGCGAUGGGAAUGGAGAGAUACAGAGUGACAGUGACAGACUGACAGAGAUGGAUAUGGAGAGAGACAGAGACAGUGAGAGACAGUGACAGAGACAGUGACAGAGACACUGACAGAGAUGGAUAUGGAGAGAGAGACAGUGAGAGACAGUGACAGAGACACUGACAGAGAUGGAUAUGGAGAGAGACAGAGACAGAGAGACAGUGGCAGAGAGACAGUGACAGACACAGAGAUGGAUAUGGAGAGAGACAGUGACAGAGACACUGACAGAGAUGGAUAUGGAGAGAGAGACAGUGAGAGACAGUGACAGAGACACUGACAGAGAUGGAUAUGGAGAGAGAGACAGUGAGAGACAGUGACAGAGACACUGACAGAGAUGGAUAUGGAGAGAGAGUGACAGCGAUGGAUAUGGAGAGAGACAGAGACAGACAGUGACAGAGUGACAGAUGGAUAUGGAGAGAGUGACAGAGUGACAGUGACAGAGAGAUGGAUAUGGAGAGAGACAGAGGUGGAGGCAGAGACAGAGACACAGGCUGUAAACUAGGUGGCUGGAGAGGCAGUGGCCGGUGCGGGAGCCCAGCCACCAUGGUGCGAGCGCCGCACCCCAGGCCCCAGGACGACGGCCACCACUGUCUGCUGGAGUGGGCCCCACACAGGCACCCAAGCCUGACCUGGAGGCCAGAGGCGGUCAGGCUGGCGUGCUCUGCCGGCUGGGGGCCCCUGUUUAUCACUCGGCGGAGGCAGUCAUGGCCUGGGCCCAGGCCACGUGGCUGGUGCUGGCUGCUCUGGGAGCCCUGAGGUGGAGAAGCAGUGCCGCAGGCCCGGGCCACAGCAGAGAAGGAGGCGCAGUUGUCCUUUUAGUGCAAAGCCGGUGACCUCCUGUGUGUCUCACAGCGAAGAACGUCUCACUUGUUAUUUAUUUAUUUACUUGAAAGGCAGAGUGACAGAGACAGAGACACAGGUCUUCCAUGUCCUGGUUCACCCCCAGAGGGCUGCAAUGGCCAGGGCUGGGCCAGGCCCAAGCCAGGAGGCAGACGCUUCAUCCAGGUCUCCAUGUGGGUGCAGGGUCCAAGCACUUGGGCCGUCUACUGCUUUCCCGGGCCAUAGCAGGGAGCUGGGUGGGAAGUGGGGCCCAUACGGGACUGCUGGCGAGCAGGCCGUGGUUUAGCCGUUGUGCCGCAGCGCCGGCUGUGUAUCUGUUUUGGUGCUGCACUUCCAUGGGAAAUACUUGUCGCAGAGUUCAGAGCCGAGAUUAGGUGGGUGCUUGGACUCCAUCUGAGAAGCUUGCUAAUGGAUUAGAGCACGGGGCAGAGCGGCCACGUUUCUGCCUGCUGCAGGAUUCGUCCCCGUCUCCGCAGCAGUGACCUUGUCCUCCCUCGUGGGCAGCCAGCUGUGUCUCAGAGCUCCUGCAGUCUCUGCCCAGGGUGCAAUCUGAAAACAUUUCUCCGUUUUUAUCUAUUUAAUUUGCCCUGUGUGCGAGGAGGAAGCGUUCAUGGGAAUGACAGAAAGACACCCCCUUGCUGUCCUGCAGCCUCUCCGUUCUGCCUGUGUUUAUUUAGAACAUUUCCUGUUCUGAAGUGGCUGUAGACACGUGGGGAGGUGCCCGUGCCCUCCGGGGGGUGUCAUGCUGGCCUCUGGUGUAGACACGUGGGGAGGUGCCCGUGCCCUCCGGGGGGUGUCAUGCUGGCCUCUGGUGUAGACACGUGGGGAGGUGCCCGUGCCCUCCGGGGGGUGUCAUGCUGGCCUCUGGUGUAGACACGUGAGGAGGUGCCCGUGCCCUCCGGGGGGUGUCAUGCUGGCCUCUGGUGUAGACACGUGGGGAAGUGCCCGUGCCCUCCGGGGGGUGUCAUGCUGGCCUCUGGUGUAGACACGUGGGGAGGUGCCCGUGCCCUCCGGGGGGUGUCAUGCUGGCCUCUGGUGUAGACACGUGGGGAGGUGCCCGUGCCCUCCGGGGGGUGUCAUGCUGGCCUCUGGUGUAGACACGUGGGGAGGUGCCCGUGCCCUCCGGGGGGUGUCAUGCUGGCCUCUGGUGUAGACACGUGGGGAGGUGCCUGUGCCCUCCGGGGGGUGUCAUGCUGGCCUCUGGUGUGGCGCAGGUGCUGGCCUCUGGUGUGCUGCUGGCCUCUGGUUUGGUGGCCUCUGGUGUGGUGUGGCGUGUGCACACGGCUGGCGUGAAUAAUCUGGUAACCUUGGAUUAGGUGUACACCUUGAGACCAUCGUCAAAGUCCAGUUGACACAGGUGGCUGCUGCCCCCCCCCCAGAGACCUCCAGGGCCCCCUCCCCUGUUGGAAUGCAGGGCCCAGGGAGGUCCCUCAGGACCCUGGGAGCCCUGGCCAGGGAUGCACACCACAGCAUUCAGGGGGCCUGGGAAGAGGCUGAGAGGUAUGCCCAGCUCUGAGCCCAACAGCCAGGCUAAGCUGGGGUGGAACAGCCUCUGGGACCUGGGAAAGCCUGCCAGGUGUGCUCACUGCCGAGUGUGAACACUGCCAAGUGUGCUCACUGCAGGGUGUGAACACUGCCAGGUGUGUUCACUGCCGGGUGUGAACACUGCCAAGUAUGCUCACUGCCGGGUGUGAACACUGCCAGGUGUGCUCACUGCAGGGUGUGAACACUGCCAAGUGUGCUCACAGCUGUGUGUGAACGCUGCUGGCUGUGCUCACUGCUGGCUGUGCCCACUGCCAGGUGUGCUCACUGCCGGGUGUGAACACUGCCAAGUAUGCUCACUGCCAGGUGUGGAUGCUGCUGGGUAAGCUCACUGCAGGGUGUGAACACUGCCAGGUGUGCUCACUGCAGGGUGUGAACACUGCCAGGUGUGCUCACUGCCGGGUGUGAACACUGCCAGGUGUGCUCACUGCCGGGUGUGGAUGCUGCUGGGUAAGCUCACUGCUGGGUAAGCUCACUGCCGGGUGUGCUCACAGCUGGGUGUGAAUACUGCCAGGUGUGCUCACUGCCAGGUGUGAAUAUUGCCGGGUGUGAAUGUUGCCGGGUGUGCUCACUGCUGGGUGUGAACACUGCACACCAGCACUGAUGGGUGUGCCCAUUGCCAGGCGUGCUCACUGCUGGGUGUGAAUACUGCACACCAGCACUGACGGGUGUGCUCACUGCCAGGCGUGCUCACUGCUGGGUGUGAACACUGCACACCAGCGCUGACGGGUGUGCUCACUGCUGGGUGUGAACACUGCACACCAGCACUGACGGGUGUGCUCACUGCCAGGUGUGAAUGCUGCCAGGUGUGCUCACUGCCGGGUGUGCCUGCUGCUGGGUAAGCGCACUGCUGGGUAAGCUCACUGCCGGGUGUGCUCACAGCUGGGUGUGAAUACUGCCAGGUGUGCUCACUGCCGGGUGUGAAUAUUGCCGGGUGUGCUCACUGCUGGGUGUGCUCACUGCCGGGUGUGAACACUGCACACCAGCACUGAUGGGUGUGCCCAUUGCCAGGCGUGCUCACUGCUGGGUGUGAACACUGCACACCAGCACUGACGGGUGUGCUCACUGCUGGGUGUGAACACUGCACACCAGCACUGACGGGUGUGCUCACUGCUGGGUGUGAACACUGCACACCAGCACUGACGGGUGUGCUCACUGCCAGGUGUGAAUGCUGCCAGGUGUGCUCACUGCCAGGUGUGAACACUGCACACCAGCGCUGAUGGGUGUGCCCACUGCCGGGCAUGCUCACUGCUGGGCAUGCUCGCUGCCGGGUGUGCCCACUGCCAAGUGUGCUUGCUGCCGGGUGUGAACACUGCACACCAGCACUGCCUUUCCAGAAAGGAAAAGGCAGAGGACUGGAAGGGCCCCAGUGCCCUCUCAGUCCAUACGGCUCCUGAAAGUCGGCAGCGAGAACUGGGCACCUUGGUCCUGCAGAGCUGGGCUCCCAGGAAGGAAGCCAGGGAGGGGGGCUUCCCACUCUGGUUUGGCCCUGUGAGCGUUGGGGAAGGUCAGCGCGUGGCGGGAUCCGGGUGGGGACUGAGACGGGCAGCACGGCGGGCUUUCAGCUGAGCCUCGGCUGGCAGUGCAAGCCAAGGUCUGUCUCGGGGGUGAGGAGCACCGGGUGCCUGUGCCGUGUCACAGGGCUUGGGCAGGUGAGGCCGGUGGGGGCGGGAAGCCCCAGCCCCAAUGCGGCUGUCGAGGAGGCAGGCAGCGGGCUCAGGACAGGCCUCAGCUGCCUCCCAUGAUGGGAUGAGGAGCAGCAGAGGCCCAGCCGGUGCCUUGUGUUAACCACGGGGCACAGCCAGCACGGCAGGUGCCUAGGAGGCCCAAGUGGAAUUCCCUCUUGUACCUUUGGGCGAGGCCGGGUCCCUGGAAGAGAGCAGAGAAGGGAGGAGGUGUCGGGACCACCUUGCAGGGACAGACUUUGCCUGUUGAUAGAUUGGUGCUGGCUGCCAAAUGGAGGAGAGAGCCGAGGAGGGAGUUGACUCUCCUGUAUACAAGACAGAGCGUGGGGCUCUGGCCGAGGAUGCCCUCUACAGCUGUUAGGGUGGUGGAUUGACUGCCCACGUGCCCAGAGACCUCGGGCCAUGCUGGUGACCCUUGUCCACCCCUCUGCUCGUGCAACCAUGCAUCAGUCCCCCAUCUAUCCACCCAUCAGCCCAUCAACAAAUCCAUCUAUAUGUCCACCUGCCCAUCUACCCACCCAUCAACAUAUCCAUCCACCUGUCCGUCCAUGCAUGCAUGCAUCCAUCCAUCAACAAUUCCAUUUAUACAUCAUCCAUCCAUCCAUCCAUCCACCCAUUCAUCAACAUACCAUCCUAUCCAUCCAUCCAUCCACCUGUCCAUCCAUCCACCCACCAGCCCAUCAACCAAUCCAUCUAUAUGUCCACCUGUCCAUCUACCCACCCAUCAACAUAUCCAUCCACCUGUCCGUCCAUGCAUGCAUCCAUCCAUCCAUCAACAAUUCCAUUUAUACAUCAUCCAUCCAUCCAUCCGUCCACCCGUUCAUCAACAUAUCCAUCCUAUCCAUCCAUCCACCAUCCACCUGUCCAUCCGUCCACCCAUCCAGCCCAUCAACCAAUCCAUCUAUAUGUCCACCUGUCCAUCUACCCACCCAUCAACAUAUCCAUCCACCUGUUUGUCCAUGAAGCAUGCAUCCAUCCAUCCAUCAACAAAUCCAUUUAUACAUCAUUCAUCCAUCCAUCCAUCCACCCGUUCAUCAGCAUGUCCAUCCAUCCACCAUCCACCUGUCCAUCCGUCCACCCAUCCAGCCAUCCACCAGCCCAUCAACAAAUCCAUCUAUAUGUCCACCUGUUCAUCUACCCACCCAUCAACAUAUCCAUCCACCUGCCCGUCCAUGCAUGCAUGCAUCUAUCCUCCAUCAACAAUUCCAUUUAUACAUCAUUCACCCACCAUCCACCCAUUCAUCAACAUAUCCAUCCUAUCCAUCCAUCCACCAUCCACCUGUCCAUCCACCCGUCCAUCCACCCAUCAACCCAUCAACCAAUCCAUCUAUAUGUCCACCUGUCCAUCUACCCACCCAUCAACAUAUCCAUCCACCUGUCCGUCCAUGCAUGCAUGCAUCCAUCCUCCAUCAACAAUUCCAUUUAUACAUCAUCCAUCCAUCCAUCCACCAUCCACCUGUCCAUCCAUCCACCAUCCACCUGUCCAUCCAUCCAGCCGUCCACCAGCAAAUCCAUCUAUGCAUCCAUCUGCCCAUCCAUCAACGUAUUCCUCCGCCUAUCCGUCAACAAAUCUAUCCAUCCAUCACCCAUCCAGUUACCAGCAAAUCCAUCCAUGCAUCCACCACCCACCCCUCAACAUGGCCGUCUAUCUGUCCAUCAACCCAUCAGCAAAUCCACCUAUACACCCAUCUGUGCAUCCACCCAUUCACCAACAUACCCAUCCAUCACCAUCCUCCUGUCCAUCCAUCCACCAACAAAUCCAUCAACAUACCCGUCCAUCUGUCCAUCAGCCCAUCAACAGAUCCAUCUAUCCACCCGUCCAUCAACAUAUCAUUCAUCCACACAUCAGCCAUCCAUGCAUCCACCAUCUGUCCCUCUACCGUUCCUACGCCUGCCCCCGACAUGUUGCUCCUCUGUUGGAUAUGGCAGUAGGUGAGGGGCUGGCUGUAGUGGGGACAGGCACAGCCCCACCCUGAGGAAGCUGAUGCCCCAUGGCCUUCAGGGGGGGGAGGUGGGGCGGAAGCUCCAGGGGUUCUUCGGUGUCUCUGCCGCCGGAGCGCCCUUUGAGACGUGGCUGCAUGGCUGGGGCCCACGAGGGACCCAGGGAGCGUGCUGAUGCGUCAGCGAGCUGCCUCUGCCUGCUCUCGGGCCUUUGCUCAGCUAGGAAUUUUGGAAGCCCCCCCCGCCCCCUGCUGGUCCUUGGCCAGGCUGGUCUCAGAGGCCUGGGCAGUGGCAGCUGGGGCACCGGGCGUGAGUCCACAGAGCUGAAGCCGUCUGUAGGCACAGUCCAGGGGCUACGUUUGGGGGAGCCACGUCUGCUCCUCACGCGACCCUGCAUCAUGCACCCCAUUUUGAUUGGGGAGGGGCCGUCUCCCCAGGUGCCUGCCUCAGCCGGGACCCGCCCAAGGGUGCUGACCCGGCCCCCAGCCGGUGCCCGCGUCCCAACUUCAUUCAAAAGCUGCCGUGUGUCCUGUCGGCCACUGGCCUCGCCGGGGCCAGUCUCAGUUUCUUUCUGGCCCCCGCAGGGAUUACUUAACGGAUAAAAAAUAACGAAGCGGGGGCUCAAGUGUCAGCCACGGGGCAGCUGGUGCCGGCAGCCAGGGCCCCCACAGCCCCUCCUCCUGGGGCUGACAGCUGGGGCAGGGGCCGGGGAGACCUCACCCGAGCCAGUCAGCAACUGGGGGCCGAGCCAGCGGCCAUCUCUUUCUUUUUAAUAGUUGAGAGGCAGAGAGGGAGGCAGAGAGAGAGAGAGAGAGAGAGCGCAAGUGUGAGCCCUGGGGAGCUAGGAACACGAUCCAGGUCUGCCCCGCGGGUGGCCAGAGCCUGACCACUUGGGCCAUCAGGGCCGCCUCCCAGGGCCUGCCUGGGGAAGAAGCUGGAGCCCAGGUCCUCCGAUGUGGACGUGGCAUCCUGACCACAGGGCCCUGGACGCAGCUGCAGUGCAGUGGCGGGGGUGGGGGCUCGUGGCCACUCCUGGAGUUCUCUCUCCUCCCUCGUCCUCACCUCGGCCACGCACGAUGGCUGCCUCAUAGUGCAGUGCAGAGCGUCACACGGUUGGGUGCCCUGGUGCCGUUGUGUCUGGGAGCUGCCCCCAAGGUGCACGGGCGGCCCCUGGCCAGCUGCCUCCUGCUGCUCUCCCUGAGCACCACAGCUGGGACAGAGGGGCCCCCGCAUGGGCGGAGUUGUGACUGGGCAGGGCCUUUGACGGGUCACCAGGGUCUCUGCUGUCAGGGGCCUGGUGUCCUUUGAGAGGUGGCUCCAGGGUCUCCGCGGGCGCUGAGGAACCGAGUGCCGGGACCACCCCCACAGCUCCCCCCUCUGCUCGUGGACCCCAGCCUCCAGUGCCGUGGGGCGCGUCCGAUCGCCCGGCCCUCCAGGUCACGCCAGAUCCUGCAGGGGCAUGCUGAGGGGCAGGGGCCAGGUGUGGAGGGGCCCUGGCAUGGAGGGACCAUGGCCUGCACGGCCCCAGGGGCUCCUCCGUGAGUCCCAGGCCCCGUGGGGUGAGAGGGCACCCAGCACCGAGGUUCACAUGCCUCUCUUCAGGUUACCUUGUCAGUCAGCUCUCAGAACACUGUCAGCAACCACUGGGUUGGCCUUUGACCAAACGGGGGUGUGUGGCCGGCUGAGAGGGUGCGUGAGGCCACAGGCCUGGUUUCCAGCCCCUUCUGGCCAACAGCAGCCCACCUUCCUGCUCUGGGGCGGGACUGUCUCAGAGCCCCAGGCAGUCAAAGGCAGCCAAGGCUCAGCGUCUGCCUGCCCACCUGUCACGCUGGGCCCCACAGCCACACUCCAGGAAGCGGGAGCCCUGGCCAGCGCCUCAUGGGCACAGGCAGAGAGAGCUGGGCUCUGCCCCCAGCAGGUGCACCAGGCUCCCUGCAGCCACUUCAGGCCAGGCCUCCCUCCCCAGCAGCUGGGCGGACAGGAAGGAACCCCUUCCUCCACCAGCCGCGGCCUGGCCGGGUGACCCCAGACGAGGCUGGGCCUGCAGCCAGACCUGGCCGGGAGUGUGCGUUUGGCAAGGGCCUUCCAGCCUGACCGCAGCUGGCCCCCCGCAGAACCCCCUCUGUUCUUCCCUUGUGUGUGGCGGAAGCAGCCUCUGGCACGGAGCUGUCGACAGUGAUGGAUGGGCUGGGCCGGGUGCCGGCGAUGGGGGAGAGCCUGCCUUGCUGGGCCUGGGGGCAGCAGGGGAGUGUUCAGGGGCAGCCUGGGCAGGGGCCGUCUCUGCUGACCCCGGCGUCUCUGCGGUUAUUUAUGUGAGUGCCUGGUAUGCCUGGGCCCCCACCCCAGUCCUUGGAGAAGUGAGAGGGCGUGGUGGGCAGAGCUGCCUGGUGGUCACAGACCCUGAGCCGCGGGUGAGAGCUGACGUGUGCCUGUGUGCAUCGACCACUGGAAAGCAGAAGGUGAGCUAACCCGGUAGCCCAGACACCACAGUACAUGCGUGGUGUGAGCCCUGGGCACGCUCCAGCUCCCCUCCCCCGGUGCCCCACGCCGGCAUAAACCCUGACCCGGAUCUGAGGGUCGUCCAGCCGUGCAGUCCUCGGCCCCUCCCUCCCUCCGCACUGUGCUCGCCACGGCCAGGUCCCUGCCCUGGACAGCGCGGCUCUCGGCCUUCGUCUCUGCACCUCCAGGCCUGAUGCAGUCUCUGAGGGGUGCAGUGCGGGGGCCCAGUUGGGAACGGGGAGAAGUGAGGCCCUGGGGCCUUGGGAGGGGGCGGGGCUCACCCCAGCACCCAAGGCCUGGGGGCUGCCGGGCCAGGUGGAUCUGGUGCCUUGCCCUGUCAUGGUCUGAGCAGGCCAGCGCCCCGGGGGCUCCACUGUCCACCCUCGAGCCCGGCUCUCCUGGGCAGCAGGUGAGGGCGGCCCUGCCCUGGAGGCACAGAGCACCUGUGGGCAGAAGUUGCCCCCACAAAGGGAGGGCAGGUAGUGGGGACCCAGCGGCACUGGCGGCCCUGGACGGGACCAGCAGUGGCUGCAGCCUGGACCUCGUCCUGGGUGCUGUGGGCUGGUACGCCGCCCUCCCAGCAGCCCCUCCGGGAGCCCCCACGUCUGCCCUGGAAGGAGUUCUACGAGCACCUCCCGGCCGGGGCGUCCAGCUCUGUCCAUGUUGCAGGAGGAAAGCCGAGCCCCUUCCUGUUCUAGAGUUACUGGAACCCACCCACCGCUUUCCCCAAGGGCUCGGAAGUCACAGGGACGCAGCCUCGGGGAGGGGCCAAGGCGGCCACAUACUGCGCUGGGGCCCCCGAGUGUUUUCUCAGCACUGCUGGACGCUCUUGUCCGAGGCACCUGUCUCGAGUCAGGACAGGGCUGUGGCCUCGGCUGACCCUGAGGCCGUGUGGUCCAGGAACGUGCUGCCUGCAGGGAGGGGCACGGUUGGGCCUCGCUGCGUCCAGGGCCUUGGCCGUGGAGAGAGCACAGCGAGGAGGCAGGGAGCUGAGGACCGCCCGGCGGGACGGCGGUCGGAUCUGUAAGGGUUUGUGCCCGGCGUGGUCACCGCGGGCCCCUGCGUGAUGCUGUGGGGAGGACGCUCAGAGCCCCGGCCGCUCCGGCAUUAUCUGCUGGGCGCUCACCUGGCUUCAGCUUUUGAGGUGGAAACCGGUCUUCUGCUGACUGACUAGGAGUGGAGACACCAGGGGACAGGCGCAGGUUGCACACAGCUAGGGCUCCUGCCCCUCCACAGCCGACGCCCACGCUGCUCCUCUGGCCGUGUUCGGGGGCCGUGGGGGCGCGGUGGCUCUGUCCUAGGAACCUGACGUCACAGUCACAGCAGAGCCGUUGGAGGCAGGGUCCCCGUCCCAGGAAGACCCCCCAUGCCUCCUGGUGGGAGUGGCCGGUUUUCACUUGGAAAACCAGCUCCUGGUGCACCUGGCGUCCUGCUGUGGGUGGAGGUGGGCUGCGGACGGGACAGGGACUCUGGAGGAAGGGACACAGGUGCUGGGGACCUGAGCACCAUGGGCUCCAUGAGCUCCGGAUGCCUCCAUGCCCCUCCCCCCACUGCAGGGCAGGGCUGUGGUCCCCUUGGGGUGGUCUGGGAACCCCUGGCCCCUGCCUGUCCCCUCUCCCACACUGCAGUAGGAGCACCAGCCGGAUGCAGAGUGGACUCCUCUGCUUCGUGCCUGUGCUGCCCGGGCAGUCUUGGGGCAUCCGGGUCUCUUGCAGCCCUGCACGGGGCCCAGCUGCUCCUACCUGUACCGGCCUGUGCCGGCAGCUGCUGUCAUUUGGAAAAUAUGUGACCCGGCAGCUUAGGAUGCGCCCUGGUGGGGGCCGCCCCCCUUUGCUUCCCCCAGAAGUGGGGCCAGCGCCUCUCAUCGUCAGGAGCAGCUCCCCGCUGGGGGCCCCCAGGCAAUGCCUGGCCUGCCUCUGCUGUUGCCUGUUGGCCCAGGAGGUGGGGCUCACCCACAGGUGUCUGUCACUCAAACCCCAAGGGCCACAGGUGCAAGAAGGAGCCCUUGGGGGGCCCUGAGGCCUGGCUGGGGGCUCCACACCAGAUGAGCACAGCAAGGGUUGAGCGGUCUGGGAAAUGGGGUGCAGCCCCUCCUUGGCUCCUUGCCUGUCCCGGGAGAACACUGAGACCCCCCACCCCCAGGAGUGGGUCCCCCGGAGGGGCCACGUGGCUAAGAAUUCCCCAGCCCCGUCCCACGCCAGCCUGUGGGAGCACCGUCCUUGCAGCUGCCCUGCAGGCUUCCGGCUCCUGAGUGUAGGACACAGAGACAGGAGAGGAGGGGCGAGCUCAGUGUCCGCCCAGCAGGCUCCUGGGUGUGGCCACUGGGCGUGCUGCUGGCCACCUGCACCCUGAGAGGCUGCCCUGGCCAGGCCUGCUCUCAGACCUGGGCCCUGCUCCCCCACGCCCCACGCAGCCCCAGCUUCCUGGCCCCACAUCUGGGUGGUUCCACAGUGGCCAGCUUGGCCUGGCCCCUGGCUCCCGGCUGUUGUGCCUCCGUCCAUCUCCCAGCCCUGGCCUGCCAGCGCCUAACACUCAGUUUGAAAGCCCCAAGCCUUCGCCACCCCCCCCCCCGCCCCGCCCAGCUGUUCCUAGGGCUGAGCCAUUGGUCAGUUCAGACUCUCAGAGUCCUUGGCCCAAGCCUUUGUUCUCCAGGGACCACGGGCUCAGUGCUGCCUGGUGUGAGUGGUGGAUGGCGGCCUCCCGGGAAGGCCACAAAGAGCCAAAUAUGGGGCUGGGGGCGUGGGGGGCAGUGAGGGGAGGGCCCAGGCUGUGUGGAUGCCGGGUGCCGACUUCUGCUCCCCCACGGGGACUUGGAGGGGGAAGCACAAGCCGAGCUGACUGCUGUGUCCAAGCAGAGCUGUCCCGAGUGACCUGCUGCGGAGGUCGGGGGAGUGACUGGAUGGGGCCCACCGUUCUCGGUGACUUCAAGUGACCAUCGGGAAGGUGGGUGGCAGCACGGCCCCAGGGCGAGCUUUGAAUAUUUGCUACUUCCGUUUAUUUUUCGUUGUUAAAGUUUUGUUUCUUUGUUAGAACGUGCUGUCACUUGCUGGUUCAGUACCAAAUACCGGCUGUGGCCCAGGCUGGCGCCCAGACCGAGUUCCUGGGUCCCCACAGGGUGGCAGGGGCCCCAUCCCCGGAGCACCGCGGCUGCCGCAGGGGCGCGUUAGCAGGAAGCUGGAGGCGGGAGUGGAGCUGGGAGCUCAGCCAGGUGCUCCGACAUGGGAGGUGGAUGCCUUGGCUGCCAGGCUGUAAUCGAAUGAAUGAAUGAAUAUGAGAGGCGGGCGGACACCAGAGCUUUUUUGUUUAAUGCCCCUUGCUUGUUUGUGAGUGUAUCCGUCUGACUUGUGACGAGUGGCCUCUGACCCCAGACCCCUACUUCGGUGGGGGGGGGGCAGCCCCCGCACGCCGUGGGCCACUUCUGGGUCAGCUUGGGGCUGCAGUGGAGCACGAGGCCCAGGCCGGGCUGUGGGCACUGCUGUGGGCCUGAGCUUUGGCAGGCUUUGCUUUCGCCAGCAUCCACAGCUGUCCUCAGGGGCUUGGCACCCUGGUCCAGUGAUGCCUGCCCAAGGGCCCCAAGCCUGCGCUGUCUCCCUCUCCCUCUUCCUGCAGGUGUGGUCCGAGCUGGGUCACUUGAAGGGACACCCGGCACGAGCCUGUGCGUCCACUCAUAAGGGUGGGAAUAGGGCGGCCUCAGCGGUCAGGAAGCUCUACAGGGGCCGAGAACUCCAGCUCCGCAUGUGGACGCCCAGGCCAAGGCUGGCGUUUGCCGAGCAGGCAGCGCAGGGUGCCUGGACCUGCAGCAUUGGGCGCCGACAGUGCAAGGGCUCCCGGGACCCUCAGGGCCCAGGCCAGAGGAGAGAAGGGGGUUCUGUGAGAGCCCCUCCACGGUCCAGGCCUGGACUGGGGGUGUGCAGACCCAGAUGGUGUGGGCUCCCGUGGGUUCUGCCCCCAAGGCUGCUGGGAGUCUGCAGGCAGCUGCAACCCCUCUGUGACCCAGACAAGACUCUGACUCAGGGCUGGCGCUGUGGCUCACUAGGCUAAUCCUCCGCCUUGCGGCACCAGCACACCGGGUUCUAGUCCUGGUCGGGAUGCCGGAUACUGUCCCGGUUGCCCCUCUUCCAGGCCAGCUCUCUGCUGUGGCCCGGGAGUGCAGUGGAGGAUGGCCCAAGUGCUUGGGCCCUGCACCCGCAUUGGAGACCAGGAGAAGCACCAGGCUCCUGGCUUCGGAUCAGUGUGGUGCGCCGGCUGCAUCGCGCUGGCCACAGUGGCCAUUGAGGGGUGAACCAAUGGAAAAAGGAAGACCUUUCUCUCACUGUCCACUCUGCCUGUCAAAAAAAAAAAGACUCUGGCUCAGAGAGCUCCAGCUUAGGCUGUCCGGCACGGGCACGGGGCACCAGGGCAGGGCAGUGGUCCCCCUCUCCACCUGCUCACGGUUCCCCACCCUGGUCUCCCGUGGCCGCCUAGGCUACCAUACUGCGACUGGGCUGAGCUGCAACAGCCGUGCACCCUACCUAGGAAAUGCCUGCCUGCAUUGUCAGCACCAACGGCUGCCGCGGGGUCAGGCCUGGGCCCCUGCUGCUGACCGUGGAUGCCCAAGUAUGGGAGGGGACAGCCGCCUGGGAAGCUGGGCCUCAUCCUGCCCUCGUGUCCAUGAGUGAAGCCACAGGCCUGGGUGUCUUGCCACAGUCACAAGCAACUAGUGACAAAACCAGCCACCCUGCCCACUUCACAGAGCUGGGAACUCUGGCCUGUAGGGACAGCAGGUCCAUAGCCACCGACCAGCAGCUCCUGACCCCAAGUCCAGGGAGCCUUUCCCUGGCAAGGGGGCCUUGCAGUGUCACAGGCUCAGGAGACGUCCCCGUGACGUGAAAGUUCUGCGCACCAGCUGCCCUCCAGGCCCAGCCACGUGGUGAGCUAUGGGGUCUGCACCCAGCACAGCUGUGCCCACACAUGCACACACACGCUCCCGCCCACGGGCACACACAUGCACACACACGCUCCCGCCCACGGGCACACACAUGCACACACACGCUCCCGCCCACGGGCACACACAUGCACACACACGCUCCCACCCACGGGCACACACAUGCACACAAUGCUCCCACCCACGGGCACACACAGGCACACAAUGCUCCCACCCACGGGCACACACAUGCACACACACGCUCCCACCCACGGGCACACACAUGCACACACACACUCCCACCCACGGGCACACACAUGCACACAAUGCUCCCACCCACGGGCACACACAUGCACACAAUGCUCCCGCCCACGGGCACACACAUGCACACAAUGCUCCCGCCCACGGGCACACACAUGCACACAAUGCUCCCGCCCGCAGGCACAUAUGGUCGCUGUGCACACACACUGGGGUCUCCCAGGUAGAGUGGGUUGUGGACUGCUCCGUUCUGCAAGUUGCUCAGUUCUCUUCUACAUCUCUUAUCUUCCUGUGACACACAUGUCUGCAUUGCCCCAGUGUCACCUGUGUCUGCUGUAGGUGUGCACCUGUUUCCUGUAGGUGUCACCUGUGUCUGCUGUCAGUGUCACCCGUGUCUGCUGUAGGUGUUGCCCGUGUCUGCCGUAGGUGUCACCCGUGUCUGCUGUAGGUGUCGCCUGUGUCUGCUGUAGGUGUGCACCUGUUUCUUGUAGGUGUCACCCGUGUCUGCUGUAGGUGUCACCCGUGUCUGCCGUAGGUGUCGCCUGUGUCUGCUGUAGGUGUGCACCUGUUUCCUGUAGGUGUCACCCGUGUCUGCUGUAAGUGUCACCCAUGUCUGCCAUAGGCGUUGCCUGUGUCUGCAGUAGGUGUCACCCGUGUCUGCCGUAGGUGUCACCCGUGUCUGCCAUAGGUGUCACCUGUGUCUGCUGUCAGUGUCACCUGUGUCUGCCGUAGGUGUCGCCUGUGUCUGCUGUCGGUGUCGCCCGUGUCUGCCGUUGGUGUCACCUGUGUCGCCUGUGUCUGCCGUAGGUGUUAUCCAUGUCUGCUGUAGGUGUCAUCU